AUGUUAUCCUUGUUUAGACAGAUGGAAGUUGCCAGACCAGCUGUACCUGAAGGUCUUAAACCACUUAAACGCUUUACUCCUCCACUACCAGACCUUAAGGAAUCAGAGACGGAAUCAGAAUCUGAUGAUGAUGUGAGUGGGGAAGAUGAUAGCGAUGAAGAAUCUUCAAGUAGUGAAACCAAUGGUGAUGUUGUGAAAUCAUCCCUAAAAGUUGAAGACGAAUUUUUGAAAAAUUCUCAAAGCGCAGUAAUGGCCAAAUCAUUGAAAGACAAAUUUGAACACUGGGAACCUGACAAGCAUUCUAUGAAUAAUGCUGUUACAAUGCUUGAUUCUGGACAGGAAAGCAUUGAAUCGACUAAAUCUUUGCGUGCUCGUUUUGAAUCUCUGAAAGGGGAUCGUCCAGCUGAUAAGCCGCUAAGACUUACCGCAAAUAAUUUAGACCUUAUGUUUUGUAUUUCUUGUUUAUGUUCCUCUUUCAUUUCUUCUCGGGAUUUGGUGGUGAUCAACACAAAAAGAAAUGGGAAAACGGACACAUGCAAUAGGCUCUUCAACUCGCCGCCGUCACCGCCGACUCGACAGCUGAUUAGUGUAUUAUUAUACUAG
Macrosiphum euphorbiae (potato aphid) is the source of this 603-nucleotide messenger RNA. Lineage: Eukaryota; Metazoa; Arthropoda; Insecta; Hemiptera; Aphididae. The record is from the annotation of a GenBank genome assembly.